AUAUGAUUGUUUUCUAGGGUGGGGCUGGUUGAAUGUGCAGCUCCAGGUUGAGAUUAUGGCAGGAGGCAGAGCGUCCAUUUACAUCAAAGUGAACAAGUCCUUGGAAAUAGUUGAUGAUGUAUACCCGAGCACAAGAGUUGGAGAAGUGAUCCAGAGACUCUCGAACACCACUCGUCGCUUCAAGCCUCAGGUACUCCUGGAGGUGUGGAAUGGUUGCUCUAGACUCAUGAAUCAAACUGAGCUUAUACUAGACUCCCUUAAUAAGUGGGGAGACCAGGCUAGGACCAUCACUCUUGUAAUGAUGGACAGGGAUACGUACAUUAAUGGGUCUACACUAGGUCUAAGAGGAAAGAAGAGGUGCAGAGGUCAAAGGAGACGUUAUCUAAGAUGGCUGAAGAGUCCUUGCAGGAAGAGACUAGCAGUUAGAAUGACACGUAAGCAUAGAGUCCUCCUCAAGUUGGAAUCGAUGUCAAAAUUAAAGAGAGAGCUGCUCGAGUGCAAAGAAGAGAAAAGAUAUCUUGCUGACUUGAUAAGGUCUAGCAGUGCAAACCAGUUGAGAAAUGAAGAGUCACUCUUAUCAAGACUGAGCCCAAGUUUGAAGUCACGCUAUGCUGGACUGUCAAAUGAAGUUGCACGAGUUUCCCAGUCAAAUGAAGAACUUGAAAAGCACAAGAGAGAACUGAAUCAAACUCUUGCAAACAGAAAGCAAGAGAUACAGUCACUUCAAAGAGCAAUAGAAGUAAAACAGAAACAGACUAAAACAGUAAAGCAAGAGACGAUGAGAUUAGCGAGCAUGAGAGAGCUAAAGGUGCAACAUGAUGCCUUGCAAACCAAUCUCAAAGCUAAGCAGAAAAUCAACCAACUGCAGGAGAACAAGCUUCAAGAACUGACAAGCAAAAAGACGGAGAUAGAAAAACAGAUACAAGACUGUGUAGAAGAAAUACAAAACAUAAAAAUUGAAGUAUAAGUUUAAUACAAUGACAAUCAAUUAUGUAAUAGUUAUUAAAAUAAAAAUCCAAAAGCAAAAAA
Messenger RNA from Amphimedon queenslandica, 1029 nucleotides. RefSeq names its product cilia- and flagella-associated protein 58-like. The transcript is spliced from 3 exons. Lineage: Eukaryota; Metazoa; Porifera; Demospongiae; Haplosclerida; Niphatidae. The record is from RefSeq and is a predicted model, not a curated record. The coding region runs from base 56 to 967 and encodes 303 amino acids.